Molecule: messenger RNA, 1181 nt
Organism: Syngnathoides biaculeatus (alligator pipefish)
Lineage: Eukaryota; Metazoa; Chordata; Actinopteri; Syngnathiformes; Syngnathidae
Gene: arl16
Product: ADP-ribosylation factor-like 16
Exons: 5
Coding region: 134-664 (176 amino acids)
Molecular function (GO): GTP binding; GTPase activity
Source: RefSeq, a predicted model, not a curated record
UAUCCGGGUUUGUCCUAUCACGGGCUCGUUUUUUGAUCACGUGAGCGUCACCAUGGUUUCCCCGUCGACGGUUUACUUGUGAGCUAAACUGUUCCAUGCUAGGAAAAUACCACGGGAGGACCCGAAAAACAAAAUGAGCAGCAACGAAGUGUGCUUGCUAAUCGGAGCUACGGGCGUCGGGAAAACGUUGCUCUUAAAGCGUCUACUCAGGCUGAGUUUGCACGGAGCUGUUGACGUGUCCAGCCUUCCACAUACACUGCCAACGGUGGGAAGCAACCUGACGGACUUGACGCUGAGGAGAAAGAAGCUGACGGUGAGGGAGGUGGGCGGCUGCAUGGGCCCAAUUUGGCGCAGUUACUUCAGCGAUUGCGCUUCGGUCAUCUUCGUGGUGGACUCGGCCAACAUCGCUCAGGUGUCGUCGUCGUGCAUCCAGCUGCUGACGGUCCUCUCUGACGAUGCGCUGCGAGACGCCUCCGUACUUAUAAUCUUCAACAAGAGGGACAUGCCUUGCACGAUGAGCCUGGCGGAGAUCCGCUCGCUCUUCCGACUGGAUGAGCUGGCGGCCUGCGCUCCUCAGCCAAUCGGCACGCUGGAGACCAGCGCCCUCUCCGGAACGGGCCUGCGGGAGGUGCUGACCUGGCUGGAGUCCGUCGUCGUCAAGUGACAUUUUGUCGGAGGGAGGAGAAAGGAGGGGAGGAGGGGAAAAAAAAAAAAAAAAAAAAAGACGACGCUACGGUGACCUACGAUUCAAAUGGUGAAGAAAAUGGAGACGAGGAACUUAGCGUAUCGGUCAAAUAAUACUUUUGACUUAUUUAAUCGGGGAGAGCGCGGAUGGAAGAAUCUGUUGGGGAAACAUGGAAUAUAUUUUGAAAAGAUUAAGAGACAGACAAUAAUGUUGGUGGCAAAGUGGAUGAAGACUGAGGGGCCUUCGUUUGAGGCGAUGAACAACAAAUACGCGACGGAAAAGUGAACGUUCGCUGCAAAGUUGGAGGCGGACACGUUGAAAAGAAUUUGGCGACGCUCAAUGGACCUCUAAAGCGCCAAUUAGAUCCCACUUUCUUUGAAUCGGACGGACGCCAUAGUUUAAUUCGGGGGGGUUCAUUUAACUGGUCCGAUCGGUUGGCAGAAAGCAAACAGAUUGUACACGGACAACAUUUUUUUCGAAUAAAAGACAGAAAGUU